ACUAAUCCUACUCCGGUUGCGUUCGUGCCAAGAACGGGCGGAGACACAAAAAGUUGAAGGAACGGUCUCGGACUGGCUAUGUUGCUAAAUCUAUUUGAAUCAUUCGUGAAGUAGGCAACAAGAAAUUGUGUUUGUGGAAUUAGGCACACUAAACUGAUUUUGUAUCUGAAAGAAAAAGUGCCAAAGGGCUCCAGAGCGCUAGGAUGUCAGUGAGCGUGACGACGGACAUCAACGCAGAUAAACUGACCGACAGACGGGCUCUGCUCGAGAAAGGCGAGCAGAAGGCAUUGGGGGUGUCCCAAGUAAUGAUUGGUGUGAUGGUGAUGUCCUACUCCCUCCCCCUCCUCUCCACUGAAUUCACAGAGGUCGUGACCUUUGGGGUGCCCUGGUGGAGCGGCCUAUCGUACAUAGCAGCAGGAGUCGUUGCCGUGGUGAUGGAGAAACACAGCAGUAUGAAAUUGCUGGGUGUGUGUAUGGUGGUGACACUGGUGGCCAUUUUGGUUUCUCUCCUGGCCCUCAUCUUCUACUUCAUCGAUCUCCACAACAAUCCAGAGACACCGUGUAACCACCCCCUGGCGCCCACAACACACUACAUACAGGUGUAUGAAUGUGACCACCAGCACUAUGCCACUAUGUUCAGUUAUGGAGUAAAGUCGUCCCUCCUUCUCUUCACCAUCAUCCAGAUCACCAUCUCCUCAACGCUCUCUUACAUCCUGUACAUGGAGAGGAGGCGUUACGGACCAUACUCAUCUCUCAAUCAAGGUGUUCCCUCGACUCCCAUACUGGUCACUGCUCCCGACUUCAACUGACCAAUAACACCUGCAGAAGGACUUUAACUGACCAAUCCCAUCUGCAGACAGAUGUCCACCAAUUCCCCUGUUAUGAUAUUCAUGAUUUGUCCACCACAGAUGGUUUGUUUAAGUUUCUACCAUUGUGGCUUUAUGUUAUUGUUUUUGAAUGUGUAGCAUGAAGCUGUGGCAUUGAUAUGGAUGUGAUUCCAUAGUAUUUAAAAACAUAAAUAAAUGUAACCUUUAUUAAAUGUACAAUACAAAAUUAUUAUUUACAAUGACGGCCGACCUUAGUAUGUAGUGUUUUACUACAAUGCAGUGAUAAAUAAUGGUUUAAAUUUCCCCCAAAUUACUCAUUUGUUUUGUAUAUUUUUACUGAAAUAAAAUCAUUUAUAUCAAAAA
This is a messenger RNA of Oncorhynchus mykiss (rainbow trout), 1190 nucleotides long. RefSeq names its product membrane-spanning 4-domains subfamily A member 12. The record is from RefSeq and is a predicted model, not a curated record. Lineage: Eukaryota; Metazoa; Chordata; Actinopteri; Salmoniformes; Salmonidae. Gene Ontology annotation, cellular component: membrane.